Messenger RNA from Anarrhichthys ocellatus (wolf-eel), 988 nucleotides. RefSeq names its product mitochondrial ribosomal protein L12 (gene mrpl12). Lineage: Eukaryota; Metazoa; Chordata; Actinopteri; Perciformes; Anarhichadidae. Gene Ontology annotation, biological process: translation. The record is from RefSeq and is a predicted model, not a curated record. Gene Ontology annotation, cellular component: ribosome; mitochondrial large ribosomal subunit. Gene Ontology annotation, molecular function: mRNA binding; structural constituent of ribosome. The coding region runs from base 133 to 714 and encodes 193 amino acids. The transcript has 5 exons.
CAGCAGACAGGACCGAGAGGACGCCAUGUGCUUGUGAGGCAGAGCGAGUAAAAAGGGGACCCGGCUGUGACAGACUUGGCUUGUUGUAUUUUUAAGGCACACCGGGUGAAACGGCUCCCGUUAACGUUAAGCAUGUACUGCACCAGACGCUGCCUCCGGACCGCGCUGCGGGUUGCAGCGACCUCACACCGGCAACAGCUUCAGCGGCAAACACCAGCCUUGUGUGCGCUCAGACUUCUGAAGACCAGCCCAGCCAACCACUCAGACGCCAUCGCCACCCCAUCUCUCGAUGGAGCAGCCAAACUGUAUUCCGCCAAAAUCCAACAGCUCGUCGGUGACAUAGCCAGCCUCACUUUAUUAGAGGUGUCGGACCUCAACGAGCUCCUCAAGAAAACUCUGAACAUUCAGGAUGUUGGAAUGAUGCCGAUGGGAGCGAUGGCAUCGGCUGUACCUGCUGCUGCCGCAGAAGAGGACGAAGUACCAGUCAAGAAGGAGCAGACUCACUUCAUUGUAAAGUUGACAGAAUUAAAGGCAGCUGAAAAAGUAAAACUUAUAAAGGAAGUGAAGAACUGCAUCCAAGGCCUGAAUCUGGUGCAGGCUAAGAAACUAGUGGAGUCUCUUCCUCAGGAAAUCCGAGCCAAUGUAUCCAAAGAAGAGGCAGAGAAACUGAAAGCAUCCCUGGAGGCAGCAGGCGGCACCGUCGUGUUGGAGUAGAUCUACGUCCCCACCUGUUCUCCACCGUUUUGCUGCUCAUGCACUUCAUUCUUCAUUCUGUUAUUUCCUUUUUCUUUUUUUUUUAAACAUGACAAAGAAGAGCAUCCUGGGAAACAAAGAAAUGCCUUCUGACAUUAAUACUGUCUCUUAACGGCAUCAGAUGGGGCAGUACAACUCGGACUGAACUUUCCAGGCACACAGCCUGCACGAAUGGCCGCCCAGAUGUUUGCGUUUGUUUUUGUCUGCUUGUGUGUCGUUCUGAUACUUGUGAAGC